Mya arenaria is the source of this 1534-nucleotide messenger RNA. Its product is annotated as neurotrypsin-like. The transcript is spliced from 9 exons. The coding region runs from base 53 to 1405 and encodes 450 amino acids. Lineage: Eukaryota; Metazoa; Mollusca; Bivalvia; Myida; Myidae. The record is from RefSeq and is a predicted model, not a curated record. Gene Ontology annotation, cellular component: membrane.
UUUGAACUCUUAUUCAACGAUACAGUUGUCAUUCAUUUGAGAAGACUUCAAGAUGUUUCGAUGUUAUUUAUCUGUGGUGUGGAUGUUUUCUGUAUUUCCCUGGAUAGAGGGAUUGAUAAUCGAAGACUUUCGCCUGUCGGGGACACGUGUACCUAGCGAAGGACUGCUGGAAGCGAAAGUAAACGGCACUUGGGGUGCCGUCCGCUACAUAUCCCGGUACAAUUGGCGAGAUCCGCUAGAUGACCUCGUUUGUAGGACAUUCGGAUAUGUAAAUGAAUCUGUGAUGCAGCCCCUAGAUUACGGAACACCGGAUGCCGCCUUUACAAUCCAACGCUGUCCCGUCGAUGUGACGUCACUGCAAAUGCUCAACACAUCAUGCGAACUCCAGGCAGGAAAUCCGCAGUCUGACUAUGACAACAUCUUUAAAACCAUAAACUGUCGAGCGUUACAACUGGUAGACGGCCCUUCUCCACUGGAGGGUCGGCUGGAGGCGGGACUGUUCGGGCAACUGCAGGCCGUCUACGGGCGUAUCUUCGAUGAAAGGGCGGCAAAUGUCACGUGUACAUCACUAGGAUAUCCCGGAGUUCGCUCCUAUAACACCAGCACGCAUUAUGGCGCGGGAAAACUACCACUGUAUACACGCAACAUCCAGUGCACGGGUACCGAGCUUUCACUCGAGCAAUGUACUCACUCUGGGGACUACACUGCGCCAAGCACACCGGCUGACGUCGUCAGUGUUUCUUGCGAAGGCGGACCACUAAAGUUGGAGCAGAGUAAGGGCAAUCGUUCAUACGAGGGGAUACUAGUCGGUUACCAUGACAACAUUUGGUAUGACGUCGUCGGUCAAGUUUCGGAAACAACGGCGAAGACAAUGUGUUCUAUUCUUGGAUUUGGCUAUGUCGGUUUCGCCACUCGUGCGCAUCCUGGCAAGAAUCUGCAUUACUACAAACAAAACAUUGUAUGUCAAGGUCACGAGAAAUACAUAGAGGAGUGUCAGGGCGAGCUGAAAUACUGCGUCGAACAGAGAUAUUACCACUGUACAAUCAUGUCAAACAGCUUAACUCACGUAGCUCUCUUUUGCUCUGACUACACACUGGAUAGUAUCAGCCUAUCAGCGACCGGCGUUAUACAAGUGGGCGUGAAUGACCAGAUAUGGGCUGUCUGUGACGCCUACUUUACUCCAGAAACAGCCAAUAGCGUCUGUACUGUGCUUGGUUUUCAUGGAACAGGAAGCUUCGAAGUUAAGCCAACGGGCGAUAAUUCAGAUAUGAAAAUACUGGGGUCGAUAAUAUGUAAGCCGAAUGCAACAAGCGUUAUCGACUGUCACAUCAAGCACCAGUUCAGUUAUCGUCCCUACGAUUCAUCGGCGGAGUGUAGAAACUAUGUCCUGCUGACAUGCAACUGAUAUCUUUUGUAGAUAUUAACCAUGUCCGAAUGACUUGAACAUGCAGUUACAUAGUGUCUGAAUUAACUAAAAGCGAAUGUUUUUUAAUAUCAUUAAGUUUUUUCUUGCUUAAAUAAAGAUAUUGACAUA